This is a messenger RNA of Saprolegnia diclina VS20, 1259 nucleotides long. RefSeq lists its product as hypothetical. The record is from RefSeq and is a predicted model, not a curated record. Gene Ontology annotation, cellular component: cytoplasm. Lineage: Eukaryota; Oomycota; Saprolegniomycetes; Saprolegniales; Saprolegniaceae. Bases 7 to 1155 code for a protein of 382 amino acids. The transcript has 5 exons.
CGCCAAAUGAGCGAGGAAGCAUCCAUCUUGCUCGGCCUGCCUGCCAAGGACGUCGCCGUCGACGACACAUGCCCCUACACGGCCAAGCUGGGAGGCCUGCCGGCGUACUACGACCCGGCGACCGCGGUGCCAUACGAAGAUCUCGUGUGCCCGCGCUGCCAGCACCAGCUCUACCUCGUCGCCCAGGUGUAUGCACCCGUGACGACGGAUCGCACGCUCUACAUCUUUGGCUGCAACUCGAUCAAGUGCACGACGACGACCAACAGCUGGCGCGUGCUUCGAUACGAGUCCAAGGUGGCUGAAGAGGUAGUCCCGGACGCCAUGCCGCCGCCCGCUCCAGCCGCAACGCCGGGCUGGGGCGACGACGAUGAUGACGACGAUGACGAUUGGGGUGACGUGAGCACGUCUGCAUGGGGCACUCCGGCCGCGGUGGCUACAACGACUGUGGAUCUCGAGGCCCUCCUUGACGCGCGCGACUCGGCCAUGACGACGAAGGUCGCUACGACGAUUGCCAAGCCCAAAGCGACAACGACGGCGACGACCGCUGCCAGCGCGCGCCCGCACUUUCCCGCCAUUUCGCUCCAUGUUGAAGGCGAGCCCGAGUCGGCGGGGGCCGAGCGCUACCAGCAUGAGACGCAACUUCUCAACGCGUACCUGGCCGAAGAGGAAAAGGAGAACGCAACCGAGGUCGCGCGGCUCAAGACGAUCCUCAAGGCCAAGACCGACGUCGUGGCGUCCAGUGGCGGCGGCGAGAGCGAGUCGGUGGAAGCGUACGAGCGCACGCCCUUGCGCGAGAAGCUCUUUCUCCGCUUCCAGAAGCGCAUGAAGCGAGCGCCGACGCAGUGUCUGCGGUACCACUACGGCGGCGACCCGCUCUGGUCGUCGCCACCCCCCAAGAUCGACGUGCCAGCAUGUCCCUGUGGCGCGUCCCGCGUCUUUGAGCUCCAGCUUGUGCCGACGACCAACUACUUUUUGAACGUUGAGAAAUACGCCCACGAGACACAACCGGAAGGCGCGGGCCUUGUGCUGGGCGGCGGCAUGGACUGGCAAACGGUGCUUGUCUGGUCAUGCCCCGACAGCUGCGCGCGCAGCCAAGAAGAGUUUGUGUUCGUGCAGCCCGUCACGGACGCCUCGACGAAACCCCAGCACGACUAAGAACACAUCUUGUGGCGCUAUGCUCUUAGCAGCGUUCAAAGAUCUUGUAGAGGUUGUUCAGGCUCGCAAUCGGGCGCAGAAUGCCAUUGUCGUGGAGUUGGUGC